AUGUCGUGGAACGAUCAACAUUCUCGAAGGCGCGGGGUAUGGAGCCAUUGGGUGCCGCUCGCUGUUACCGUCACUGUCGCGACGGUCGGCCUUGCAGCUUGGGUCUGGAGCCAGCGCAAGGAUGAAGACGAGACUCCCGAGACCGACCCCCUCGCCGACCUCGACUACAAUACUGCCGACUACGGCGAGAACGCAGCCUACGGAUCGUCUAGAGGCCCCAAGCCACCACCUAGCAACGUUGGAACGGAGACUUACGGCACCGCUGAUAUUUCCCGAGAUGGCGGCGCGGACGGCGGUGCGGAAACCUGGGGAGCGCGCAUGUCGGGCGCAUUGAGGCGCACUCCCAGUCCUCAGCAGUUCUUCGAGUCUGCCGGCAAGACGGUGACGGCGGGCGUUGCCGCGGCCGGCGCAGUUGCAGGUCGAGCACUGGCGGCCAUCCGGGAGGAGGACAAGAACGCGUAUGCCGACCACGAGACCUGGUCCGAGGAAGCAGACGCGCGCAAGGAGCGUUCUUCAGCACCGCGAGACCCGAACAAGCGCAGGAAGACGGUAGCCAUUGUCGUUUCCGCUGACAGCCAUGGCGACGAUUUCGACGAUGAUGGAUUCCACGAGCAUGCCUCCAUUCUGUCGCACAUCCCGCGCUACACUGAUUUCUCCAGCAUCAAGCUCUUUGUCUUGAUCUACGCCCCUGGUCUUAAGGAGACUGCGGGUGAAUCUACGAGUAACCGACCGCCACCUUCGCUGAGCUCGUCCUUCUCUAACAUUGAGCACCACCAAGCCCAAACUCCCAGUGAUGAGCCGGCCAAGAGCCCCCUCAUGAACGCGUCGUCCGCGAACCCCGUGUUCAACGCCAUCUACUCUCAGGCGUUGGCAUUGGUCGAGAAGGAGACUAUGGUCUUACCAUUCACUACAGCCAAUGGCCACACCCACAUCUUGCGUCACCUGCAGCCUGAGAUUGUAUAUCUCCAGGAAUCCUUGGCCGGAGACAACGGCAACAUGGUCUCCAACCUGCAGACGUGGUUGCGACACGACAUCAUCUUGGUUGUGGGUGCGGACAACGGUCACGGUGGGCUCGCCGACAGCGAAUCGGAAGCAGAGAGACCGGAGGAGAAGUGGUGGCAGCGUCCAGACCGGGUUGGCCGGGGCCGGGGCGUCGUGGUUGUUGACGGAAUGCGGGUCCACGAUGACUGGGCCCGCCGUGUCCAGGGACGGGAGUAA
Colletotrichum karsti is the source of this 1218-nucleotide messenger RNA. RefSeq lists its product as uncharacterized. NCBI's taxonomy places the organism in Eukaryota, Fungi, Ascomycota, Sordariomycetes, Glomerellales, Glomerellaceae. Bases 1 to 1218 code for a protein of 405 amino acids. The transcript is spliced from 2 exons. The record is from RefSeq and is a predicted model, not a curated record.